CUUGGUGGAUAUUAUAUUCUACUAGACAAACUGUCAAAUGUGAAAUCAAAAAAAUAUUCUCGUUGUUUUUAAUUUAUUUAUUUCUAUGAAAUAGAGGAAAUCUCGAGGCGGCGAAUCCGCGGUUCGCUGCCAUCCUUUAAUUAUUGCCUGCAGUCUACCUGUUAUCUGUCAUAAAAAAGAAGAAAAAUGAAGUCCUUCGGCAUGAAGAUAUCUCCCAGGGGAUUGAUUCAGAGUACAUUCCCAAGACUCCAAUCAACAGCUGUCCAGGUGUCAUCAUCAGCUCCUGUGAUAGAAAUACCGAUGAAAAAGGAACGAGGACCCACGGAUAUUCUUCGAGCCCUUGAGAGAACGAUCUCACGUGAUCCAACAGCACCCAAAUACAAAUACCACGAUGAUCCUUACUUAAUUCCAUACUCAAACCACCAGAAGAGGACAUUCGCACUAGCCCAGGAAUCCGGGAGGAAAACUGCGAUGUGGAUUCGUGCAGAACACGCCGAUCUCUUUCAACACAGAGUCGCUGAUCCAGUAAUCGAGGCAUUCCUACCGAAGACAGUCUACACAGACAAAGAUAAAGUCUCUGAACAACUCCUGAAUGACAUCAUAAAAAGUGGACAGAAAUCAGAUGCAAUAGCUAUUUAUGAAUUAUUAGAAGAGGAAGUAUCAGAUGAUACGAGACAGUCACUUCUGGAAUUACUGUGUUUUUACAACAGCAACGAGAAAUUUCCUGGGGAACUGCUCGAGGAGAAGUGGUUCAAGAGGAGUGAGAAGCCCCAAGUCUGGAAACAUUGUCUUAUCACGGAUAAAAUCUUUGAAACACUCAAGAAGAAAGAGAGUACAGCUGCCAAGGCUUACAAUGCUAUGAUCUGUGGUCAGGCUAAAUUCAUGAAGGCUAAUGCUGCUUGGACUCUCCUGGAAGAGGCUCAGAAGAAAGGCUAUCCAAUAGCUCUAGAAACCUACAACAUAUUGAUCGGAGUUAUUUCAUAUUUGAAAGAUGGAACACGAGAGCGGCUGGCUGAAUUGACUAAUAUUUAUCGACUGAUGAAUAACGCCUUCAUCACUCCGGACUCUGGGACACUGACUCAGUCAGUGAAACUAGCUGCAGCUAUCCCAAGACAUUUGUCUGCUGUGGAAAUCUGUAAAGAUAUAUUCACAGAGUUCAAGGACGCUGGGGUGGAGCCAUCGCUGUCAUCUUAUUAUUACGCUUUGACAAUUUUUUAUAAAAAAGCUGAAGGCAAUAGUGCACCAAGUGCUCUUCUACGGGAAAUAAUUACAGAACUCGAAGGGAGAGGAGAGAUUAAAAUGAUUGAUUCAAUGGACACAUUUUUCUUUACGUUGGCGAUGGAAAUAGCUGCGACUUAUCUCGAGGAUCCAUACGUUGCUGAUAGAAUCCACAAACUUCUCCUCAGUAAUGACAACUACAAAUUAAUAGGAGAUGGAUUCAGCGAGAGUGUUUAUUACCGUUUUUAUCUGCAAGUUCACGUGAAAAAUAAUACUCUAGAUGAGUUUAUGAAGUUUUAUUAUGAUCCCCUUGUUCCUCAUCUUUACACUCCAGAGCCCAAUAUUAUGAGGGAAAUUCUUCAAGCCGUUGGUGCUAAUGACCCUGAAAUUGGUACUCCACUACUUCCGAGGUUGUGGACACAUCUGGUGCAGUUUAAUUACCUUGAGAGGAAGGAUCUCGUCUCCAAGGCACUGCAUUUGAUGACGGGACACUGUGUACCACCAAAGGAUUCCCCGAUUCAUCAGAUGUACGCCGAUGCUGCAUGGGCUGUCUGGAAUUUCGUUAUGACGCAGAGAAGCAAGAGUAUCCAGCGAAUAAGUUGGACAGGACCGAUUCUUGGGGAUGUGGCUAUUCUCUGUCUUCGUGCUGAUGAGUAUGAUAAAUGGACGAAAAUUAUUAAUUUCAUGUACACUGAUCAGAAUUCUAUCGUCGGUCCACCGUCUUCAGAUCAGAUCAAUGAGCUUUUUAAUGCGUGUCUCCUCGGUGGUCAUGUGCAAUCUGCUUUGGAUUUGACUCAUUAUUGCUCUGAUAUUGGCUUCGAGGAUGUUCCAUCGAUGGCUUUGAAAAUCUACAGGAAUUUUUCUCUUGCGAAUCACCAGAUGAACAGAUUGAAGGGCUUGGUGGACUUGGAAGUGUUCGAGAAGAUCUCAGAGGAUUCACAAUAACGCAUGGAA
Molecule: messenger RNA, 2172 nt
Organism: Fopius arisanus
Lineage: Eukaryota; Metazoa; Arthropoda; Insecta; Hymenoptera; Braconidae
Product: protein PTCD3 homolog, mitochondrial
Exons: 5
Coding region: 187-2163 (658 amino acids)
Biological process (GO): mitochondrial translation
Cellular component (GO): mitochondrion
Molecular function (GO): protein binding; rRNA binding; ribosomal small subunit binding
Source: RefSeq, a predicted model, not a curated record